This is a messenger RNA of Fusarium odoratissimum NRRL 54006, 291 nucleotides long. RefSeq lists its product as uncharacterized. NCBI's taxonomy places the organism in Eukaryota, Fungi, Ascomycota, Sordariomycetes, Hypocreales, Nectriaceae. The coding region runs from base 1 to 291 and encodes 96 amino acids. The transcript has 2 exons. The record is from RefSeq and is a predicted model, not a curated record.
AUGCCUUCCACGAGCGAGUCCACGGGCGCGCCAGCUGUAUCGGCUUUGAUUGCGACCGCAACAGCAUACAUCGAUGUUUUCAGAACACUAAACACGGAUGCCCUGUUCCGCAUUCUCAGCGACGAGUAUAGCCACCGAGAGGUCAUGUCUUCCUUCACUGUCACCAUCAAGCAGACGUGGCCCAAUCCGUCGCUACGACAGGUUCUCGUAUGGGCAGACUCCGAGACCAAUUUUCACAGGCACCUGAGGGACAGCGAUGAUGAUGAAGAGUGGACUAAGUGGGGAGAGUAA